AAUAAAUGUAAAAAUUAAUAUACAAAUAUUCAUAAGGAUUGUUUUCAGUGAGAUUACAUGAUAAAAUAAAAGGAUUGGCAAUAGCUGAAUUAAAUAAUCCUUAAAAGAAGAAUGCAUUAUCAAAAUAAUUAUUAAUAGAGAUGAGAUAAUAGAUAAGUGAAUUGAAUGCAUAAAAAGAUAUAAAUUGUGUGAUAUUAAGAUCAUCAACAGGAGGAACAUUUUGUGCAGGUGCAGAUUUAAAAGAGAGAGUAGGAUUAAGUAAUUUUGAGACAGAGUUGGUUGUAAAGAAUUUAAGAGAUACAUUUAAUUAAUUAUCAAAUUUAGCAUAGCCAGUAAUAGGAGUAAUAGAUGGAUAUGCAUUAGGAGGAGGAUUAGAAUUAGCAUUAGCAUGUGAUAUAAGAAUAGUAAGUAAAUAAUCAAUAUUGGGAUUACCUGAGACAGGAUUAGCAAUAAUACCAGGAGCAGUAAUAAAAUAAUAAUAAUAUAAUAAAAGGGUGGAACAUAAAGAACACCUAGAAUAAUAGGAUUAGCAUUGGCAAAAGAAUUAAUAUUUACUGGAAGAAGAUUAAAUGCAGAUGAAGCAUUAAAAAUAGGAUUAGUUAAUUAUGUAGAGGAUGAUGGAUAAUAAGCAAAUAUAAAAGCUGAGAAUAUAGCAACUUAAAUUUUAUAGAAUGUAUUAUUAUUAAAUAUAAUGAAGGGUCCUAUUGGAAUAAGAGCAGCUAAGAUAGCAAUUAAUAGAGGAAUGGAAGUAGAUAUUGAAAGUGGAUUAAAAAUAGAAGAAUAAUUAUAUUAUUAAGUGUGUCAUAGUUAAGAUAGAUUAGAAGGGCUUAAAGCAUUUGCAGAAAAAAGAAAACCAUAAUAUAAAGGAGAAUGAC
Messenger RNA from Paramecium sonneborni, 875 nucleotides. The record is from the annotation of a GenBank genome assembly. Lineage: Eukaryota; Ciliophora; Oligohymenophorea; Peniculida; Parameciidae.